CGAAAUUGUUUGAAGUUGGUGUAAACAUAUAAGAAAAAAAAAGGUAUAAAAAAAAAAUGUUACGGUGAAUGCUAAGUAGUUUCGUUAAUUUGGAUGUGUGGGGUUUAAUAAAUCUUUGAAACAUUCAUAAAUCACAAGGUUCAUCUUUAUCUGCUAUGGUGUGUCUGCUUUUUCCUGGUUUGUGAUUAUAUCAGGGUACUCUAAUCCUAGCAAGUUCAACAAGAUUACUAGUUUUCAAGGCUGAAAUUCUAUAUGAUCUGAAUUAAAAGGGGGAACCAUGUCAUUAGUUAGAUCAGCAGAGCUUGCUCCUACACCGUAUAAAAGCGCGAAGCUAUACUCGCUAAAGGAAACUGAUGUUAGACCAGGAUUAUCAUCCCAAAUCUUUGAUGCUGACAAGCAUAGAAACAUGCACAUGACAGAUACUUACUCGAGCGAGAGUUACGAAAAGUACUUCCACGAAUCGCCUUCAGAAGAGCUGAUAGAACCGUGUAGUUCUGGAAUCUAUAGUCCAAUUCACAUUGAUGGUGCCUCUUCAUACCAGUUCAGAUCCAGUUCAGAAGCUUCUUUGGUUGCUAACAACACUUUGGGUACCUCUUUUGUGUCUGAAUUUGGAUCAGGUUUUUCAGAAAUUGGCAACCUGGAUGAUCAAGGACUAAUGAGAUCAAGGCUUAAGGCACUGGAGAGAAGAUUGCUGGGUCAAAGUGAUGGCGAGGAGGAGGAGGAGGAAGAGGACAUGUUUGGGACUUCUCAAAACAUGGAAAUCGAGCAGGAUAUUUCUGAAUGGGCUGAUUCCAUUCAGAAUAUGCUGCUCCAAGACUCUCCGAAGGAGACUUCGUCUUCGGAUUCAAGUCUUAGUAGCAGCAUCAGCAGCAACAAAGAAAUGUCAGCAAUUCCUCAAACUCCUAGGCAAAUGCUCCUUGAUUGUGCGGUUGCGCUUUCGGAGGGGAAUCAAGAAGCAGCAUCGUCUAUGAUCAAUGAUCUACGCCAAAAGGUAUCGAUUCAGGGAGAGCCUUCCCAAAGAAUUGCAGCCUAUAUGGUGGAGGGUCUUGCAGCUCGCUUGGCCGAAUCCGGGAAAUGCAUUUACAAAGCACUGAAAUGCAAGGAAGCUCCUUCUUCAGACCGUCUAGCAGCAAUGCAGAUACUCUUUGAGGUCUGUCCAUGCUUUAAAUUUGGAUUUGUCGCCGCAAACAAUGCAAUUACAGAGGCAGUUAAAGAUGCAAGAAAGGUUCAUAUAAUAGAUUUUGACAUAAAUCAAGGGAGUCAGUACAUAAAUCUAAUACAAAUUCUUGCUUCAAGAUCAAGGAAGCCUGUCCAUGUUAGAUUGACUGGGGUUGAUGAUCCAGAAUCUGUUCAAAGAUCUGUUGGAGGCCUACAGAUCAUAGGACAAAGACUUGAAAAACUAGCCGAAGCACUCGGCUUACCAUUCGAGUUUCAAGCAGUGCCAUCAAGGACUUCCCUUGUCACUCCAUCAAUGCUUAAUUGUCAUCCGGGCGAAGCACUCGUGGUAAACUUUGCAUUCCAGCUUCAUCACAUGCCUGAUGAGAGCGUUUCGACUGUUAACGAGCGUGAUCAGCUCCUUCGCCUUGUGAAGAGCCUGAAUCCGAAGCUUGUCACGGUUGUGGAGCAAGAUGUGAACACCAACACUACUCCUUUCUUGCCAAGAUUUGUUGAGGCCUACAAUUACUACUCGGCUGUGUUCGAGUCGCUUGAUGUUACUCUUCCAAGAGAUAGUCAGGACAGGAUGAAUGUGGAACGCCAAUGCCUGGCGAGGGACAUUGUGAACAUCGUGGCAUGCGAAGGCGAGGACAGGAUAGAACGGUACGAGGUUGCCGGGAAAUGGAGGGCUAGGAUGACAAUGGCUGGGUUCACUUCAACACCAAUGAGCAAAAAUGUGAGUGAUGAGAUAAGGAAAAUGAAUAAGAUGCAUUAUUAUGACAAGUACAAUGUGAAGGAGGAGAAGGGUGCUCUUCAUUUUGGUUGGGAAGACAAGAACUUGAUUGUUGCUUCAGCAUGGAGGUAACCAAGAAUCAUGAUAACUCUUUUAUGUUAUUAGGGGAAGACUGAGUUGAGUUAUUGGUAGUCAUAUUUAUUAUUAUUGUUGUUGUAUUUGUUUGCUUGCUUGUAUUUUAGUCAUAGGUACUAUUUUUCUUGUGUCCUAGUAUUUGGUUGGUUCUGGUUCUGGACAUUGUAAACUAACGCACAAUCUUUAAUCUAAUAACGAACUAUAUCAUUUUGCUAUGUAAA
Messenger RNA from Arachis ipaensis, 2244 nucleotides. RefSeq names its product SCARECROW-like 1 (gene SCL1). Lineage: Eukaryota; Viridiplantae; Streptophyta; Magnoliopsida; Fabales; Fabaceae. The record is from RefSeq and is a predicted model, not a curated record.